This is a messenger RNA of Myxocyprinus asiaticus (Chinese sucker), 3221 nucleotides long. RefSeq names its product endothelial cell adhesion molecule a (gene esama). Bases 397 to 1686 code for a protein of 429 amino acids. Lineage: Eukaryota; Metazoa; Chordata; Actinopteri; Cypriniformes; Catostomidae. The record is from RefSeq and is a predicted model, not a curated record. Gene Ontology annotation, cellular component: plasma membrane; adherens junction. Gene Ontology annotation, biological process: homophilic cell-cell adhesion. Gene Ontology annotation, molecular function: cell-cell adhesion mediator activity. The transcript has 7 exons.
GCAAUAGCUCACUAGAACAUUCAUUUUACGCACACACUCCCAACAGCAGAUAGUAUUUACCUGACUUCUCCAGUACUCUGUGAAUAUCGGAGAGUACUGCGUAAAGAAUCUCCAGCACCGAGGAAACCAACUGCGAUAUUCGGCACAAACAACGAACACUUUUUCAGUCCAGUAUCACCAAGUGCUGAAGAGUCAGAAAUGAUCCUCAGCUUGGAUGUAGCGCCGCUCUUCCCACGCUGAACAUCGCUCGUUUCGAAGAAGACAUUGUUUAAGAAGGACACUUGAAAGAGCCUCGGCACUUUGAUUUGCUUGUAGAUAACCGUUAUCUACUUCACGCGCGCAGUGUUAAUACGGGCAAACGCACGCGCAGCGCGGACACUUUUCACAUGCUGAGCCAUGGAGACACCAACUUCUGCAAAACUUCACACCUGCCUGUCAAUAUUCAUAUUGCUAUGCUCUAUUUCAGGUGACCUGGCCCAACUUCAGCUGCCUCAAAAAAAUGUAGAAGUAAUCCAGGGAAAGAUGGUAGUGCUGCAGGCUUCUUACACUGGUGCUGAGAUUCAGAAAAAUACUGUCGUCUGGAACUACAUGUCCAGCAACACAGAAAUGGUCAUCUCGUAUGUUGGUGGAGAGUUAAGUCAGGGCAGAGCCCAGUUUUCAGGUCGAGUCGGUUUUACCCAUGCAAUGCCCAACACCAACCUGUCCCUGUUUAUCAACAACACAAAAGCGUCAGACUCAGGACGGUACAUGUGCCAGGUGAUCAUCCCUGGGGUUCCAGGACUCACCGGAGAACUGACCCUCAAUGUGAAAGUCCCUCCCUCUGUGCCGGUGUGUCAACUACAAGGAAAGCCAGUUCUCAAAGAAAACGUCACUCUCACGUGUAAUUCCGAUGCUGGUAAACCGGCCCCCAAAUACAAGUGGACAAGGACCAGCCCCACCUCAGAGGUCUUCUUUUCUCCCUCACUAAAUGAAACAGCAGGAACUUUGAAACUGAACAAUCUAAGCAGUAACAUGUCAGGAAAAUAUGUGUGCACUUCAUCCAACUCUGCAGGAGAAGAGACAUGCUACAUCAACCUUGAGGUUAUCACCUCGACCAAUGCCGGGGUGAUCGCUGGUGCUACGGUGGGUUGUGUUGUGGGUCUUAUUCUGAUCAUUCUCUUCUUCGUCUUCAUGUGGACAAGAAGGAAAGACACAGAAGAAGAUCUGGCCAAUGAAAUCAAGGAGGAUGCUCAGGCCCCCAAACGUGUCUCAUGGGCCAAGAGUGGCACUGGAUCCGACAUCAUCUCUAAAAAUGGCACCCUGUCGUCAAUUCACACCAGCCCGCACCCACGGGACAUCCACAACCACCACCAUUAUCCUCACUCUCACCCGGCUUCAGACACUGCUUCCAUCAUCACGGCUACAGGCAGCACAGCCGGGUACCGCUCCCACCCACCAGGCGAUUCCACCCUGGAACGCACAUUGCCAGGGUACAGCUCCAACACCACCCCGCCCCGUGGGCUCUGGGGACCCCCAAGCACCAAUGGAGGCUCCCUGCACACUUCAAUGCCCCGGACAGCCUCAGCCCAGCCUCAGAUUCCACGUCCACCCAUACUGCCCAUCACGGUAACUGCUGCCAACAUCUCCCGCAUGGGAGGCGUACCCAUUAUGGUGCCAGCUCAAAACCAGGCUGGCUCUCUUGUUUAGGAUUUUGCUGAACCUCUGAAGGUAAAGAGAGAAGAGAACCGUAUAUCUGUGGUCCCACAAACUGAAGGACAUUAGAUUUGUCGGAAAGGAUGAAUUUGCAACCGAUAAACGUAUUGACCCUGUAUGGAAAUAAUUUUCUUUAUUUACAUUUUUUAACAUUUUUAAUAUAAGUAAUGUAAACAAAUAUAUGUAAAGAUGUUGACGUAAUAAUGCUCAUUUGAUUGUUUUAUACAUUCAUUGUCAGAUUUUUUUAAAAAAAUUCUCCAAAGUAUUCCAGAAAAGCCUUUACUUGCUGUAAAGUUGAACUUUGUUAUACACUGAACAACUAGACACUGAAAAAAUGGUUUUACUUUUUUUUUACUUCAUGAAAUGAACGACUCUGCAUUUAUUAUUUUUGUUACUGUUACUGCUUUGUUGAUUGUUCUUUUGCAAACGAAAGAUGCUAACUUGCCUUGAUAAAAGCAAAUGAAAGGUCUAUGCCAUAUCAUUUACUGACUCCUUUUGUUUGUCAUUUCGAAUAAUUACGUUUACGUAUAUUUAAAGGGAAUGUUGCGGGUAUCCACUUAAAGAGUGAUGUUAUAUCAUUAUGUUGCUGUACAUUUGCCUUUAAAUAAUUUUGGCCAAAUAUAUUUAGAAACUAAUAUGUCAUUAGCUCUUAGAGAUAUAUGGUAGCUCUCUUUUCAAUUUAGAAGUGUUCAAUUUGGAUGUUGUUAUUUAUAUUGUGGGGAAAAAAAUGUUUUGUACUCUAUGAUGCUAUUUUACAACUUUUGUUAGUACUGAUAAUAUACACAGUGACUAAAUGGACAUUAGAUUCCUCUACCUUACUGUUAAUAAGGUAUUUAUUUCUCAUUCUACGUCAGUGGUUAUCAUUUCACCACAGCAAAUAUGUUGAUUUUUAUGUGACAUAAAUAUGAUUUUUCUCCAAGGAUAGUAUACUGGAUAUGAAACCAAAGAUUUCCUGUUGAAUGGUUGUCAAUAUAGGGCAACUCAUUACAAUUGCAGAGUUUCCUUACCAGCUUAGAUCCACUGAUAACUUGCUGUCAUCACAUUUACAGCUGAGAGCUGUUUACCCCAAUAAAAUUAAUUAAGAAAUAAGUGACAUACCGACAUAUACUAAUGUUUUAAGGCUGCAUUUUGAGGUCACAAGAAUACUUCAAAUCAGGCCAAUAAAUCACAAUAUCAUAUCUGUAAGUAUGCCAUAUUACUGUAUUUGUUUCUUAAUUUACCAGAUAAUUCAUUAAUGCUCAUAAAUGCUGUAUUUCUUCAAGCAAAUGCUUGUAUUUACUAAACCGUGCAACUGACUGUUUUGAAAGCACAAAAUCUUCCAUUUCAUUAGAAUUUCAUUUUCUUUUCUCCCCCCCCCCCCCCACAAAGACAGCAUUUCUUGUACAUGCUAACAAGCAAUAUAUUGGCUGUAUUGUCAAUGACUGUCAUCUGGAGACUGGAGAAACUUAGACUGCUUUGUAUAUAGGACAUCUACUGUCGAAGGACAUGAAAACACUUUGUAUUCAUAUUUUUGAAUAAAAGAAACUGGC